AUGGCCCUUCCAACAACCCUCCCACGCCUCGCCCUCCGCUUCCUUACCUCCAUCCGGCCCUUCACGACCGCCCCCAUCCUCUUCGCAAAACAGCUCCCACCCCGCCGUGUAAUCCUCGACUCCGAAAUCGAAGAGAACUUCCUCAAAGGCAGCGGCCCGGGCGGCCAGAAGAUCAACAAGACCUCUUCCGCCGUGCAGCUCAAGCACCUGCCGACGGGCAUCGUCGUGAAGUACCAGGACACGCGCUCCCGGAGCCUGAACCGCAAGAACGCACGGAAGAUACUGGGGGAGAGGAUUGAAGAGCUUGAGCUGGGGGAUCAGGCGAGGACGGCGAUUAAGGCGAGGGAGGCUAGUAAGAAGAAAAGUAGUGCGGAUAAGAAGAAGAGGAGGAAGUAUAGAGCGUUGGCGGAGGGGAAGGAGGGCGGUGCCGAAGGGACAAGUGAGGCGGACGUUGAAGGACUAGGCGGAACAGAUGGAGAGCAGGUAGAGGGCAAGCAGCUUGGGGGCGAGGAUGCGAAGAGCGCAAGAACUCCUUGA
Molecule: messenger RNA, 537 nt
Organism: Didymosphaeria variabile
Lineage: Eukaryota; Fungi; Ascomycota; Dothideomycetes; Pleosporales; Didymosphaeriaceae
Exons: 1
Coding region: 1-537 (178 amino acids)
Biological process (GO): translational termination
Cellular component (GO): mitochondrion
Molecular function (GO): translation release factor activity
Source: RefSeq, a predicted model, not a curated record